Molecule: messenger RNA, 3955 nt
Organism: Nipponia nippon (crested ibis)
Lineage: Eukaryota; Metazoa; Chordata; Aves; Pelecaniformes; Threskiornithidae
Gene: STXBP5L
Product: syntaxin binding protein 5L
Biological process (GO): exocytosis; Golgi to plasma membrane transport
Cellular component (GO): plasma membrane; cytoplasm; SNARE complex
Molecular function (GO): syntaxin binding; myosin II binding; GTPase activator activity
Source: RefSeq, a predicted model, not a curated record
AUGAAGAAAUUUAAUUUUCGCAAAGUUUUGGAUGGUUUAACUGCCUCAUCCCCCAGUGGAAGCAGUGGCGGUGGCAGUGGUGGUGGAAGUGGGGCUGGUGGUGGCUCCGUGCACCCAGGAGGGACUGCGGGAGCUGCGGGGACUCCCAGAGAUGAGAUCCAGGAGACGCUCACUUCAGAUUAUUUUCAAAUUUGUAAGACGGUUCGCCAUGGUUUUCCUUACCUACCCACUGCCUUAGCCUUUGACCCAGUUCAGAAAAUUCUGGCAAUUGGAACAAGAACAGGAGCCAUACGAAUAUUGGGCAGGCCUGGUGUUGAUUGCUACUGCCAACAUGAAAGUGGUGCUGCAGUCCUGCAGCUCCAGUUCUUAAUCAAUGAGGGUGCUUUGGUCAGUGCAAGUGCAGAUGAUGCACUUCAUUUGUGGAAUCUCCGACAGAAGCGACCAGCUAUCCUACAUUCUCUGAAAUUUAACAGAGAAAGGAUUACUUACUGCCAUCUACCUUUCCAGAGUAAAUGGCUUUAUGUUGGAACAGAGAGGGGAAAUACACACAUUGUAAAUAUCGAGUCCUUCAUUCUUUCUGGAUAUGUUAUCAUGUGGAACAAGGCAAUAGAACUAUCCACAAAGACUCACCCUGGGCCAGUUGUACAUUUAAGUGACAGCCCAAGAGAUGAGGGAAAACUAUUGAUAGGCUAUGAAAAUGGGACUGUCGUACUCUGGGACUUACGAUCUAAAAGAGCUGAUUUGAGAGCUUACUAUGACGAGGCUAUUCAUUCUGUUGCUUGGCAUCAUGAAGGGAAACAAUUCAUGUGCAGUCACUCUGAUGGCAGCUUGACCCUAUGGAACCUGAAAAGUCCUAACAGACCAUUCCAGACCACAAUUCCACAUGGAAAAAUUCAAAGAGAUGGAAAAAAACCUGAAUCUUGUAAACCAAUUCUUAAAGUAGAGUACAAGACCUGUAAAAACAGUGAACCAUUUGUGAUAUUUUCUGGUGGAUUGUCAUAUGAUAAGGCUUGCCGAAGACCAAGUUUAACAAUCAUGCAUGGGAAAGCAAUUACAGUUCUUGAAAUGGAUCACCCUAUAGUUGACUUUUUAACUCUUUGUGAAACCCCAUAUCCAAACGAAUUUCAAGAACCCUAUGCUGUAGUAGUGCUUUUGGAAAAAGACCUCAUUGUUGUUGACCUGACACAAAGCAAUUUUCCAAUCUUUGAAAAUCCAUAUCCUAUUGACAUUCAUGAGUCACCUGUUACCUGCACAGAAUAUUUUGCGGACUGUCCUCCAGAUUUGAUUCCUGUACUCUAUUCUGUAGGAGCAAAACAUAAAAAGCAAGGAUACAGCAAUAAGGAGUGGCCUAUCAGUGGUGGAGCAUGGAACCUUGGAGCUCAGACAUAUCCCGAAAUCAUUAUUACAGGCCAUGCAGAUGGAUCAGUAAAGUUUUGGGAUGCUUCUGCCAUUACUCUACAGAUGUUGUACAAAUUAAAAACAUCAAAGGUCUUUGAAAAACAGAAACUGGGAGAAGGAAAAGCAACAGCUGAGAUUGUAGAAGAAGAUCCUUUUGCUGUUCAGAUGAUGUACUGGUGUCCUGAAAGCCGAAUUUUCUGUGUGGCAGGAGUUUCUGCAUAUGUAGUUGUCUACAGGUUCAGCAAACAUGAAGUAAAUACUGAAAUUGCAUCAUUAGAGGUACGACUUCAGUAUGAAGUAGAAGAUAUCAUUACUCCUGAACCGGAAAUAAUUCCUCCAUUUCCAGAUGCCUCCUCCCAGGUUCCUUCUUUAAAGAGCCUUUCAGGCAGUACCAACACUGUAGCAUGUGAAGGAACGAUGAAGGAUAGUAUCCCAUGUCUUAGCGUUAAGACUCGACCUGUGCGAAUGCCUCCUGGAUACCAAGCAGAUCUUGUUAUUCAGUUGGUGUGGGUGGAUGGUGAGCCUCCACAACAGAUUACCAGUCUUGCUGUAAACUCUGCUUAUGGACUAGUGGCAUUUGGAAACUGCAAUGGUUUGGCUGUUGUGGACUUUAUGCAGAAGACAGUACUGCUGAGCAUGGGAACCCUUGACCUAUAUGGAUCAAGUGAUCCAUACCAGCGUCAGCCCCGUUCACCUCGCAAAAGCAAGCAGUUUGCUGCAGACAACUUUUGCAUGCGUGGCCUGUCUAACUUUUAUCCAGAUUUAACGAAACGGAUCCGUACUUCCUAUCAGAGCCUGACUGAACUCAGUGACAGUCCAGUUUCCCUGGAGCUAGAGCGUUGCAAGUCUCCCACUUCAGAUCAUGUGAAUGGUCACUGUACCAGUCCAACGUCCCAGAGCUGCAGCUCAGGAAAACGACUUUCCAGUGCAGACGUCUCAAAAGCAAACCGCCGAGGGCCUGGGAGGCCCCCCUUCAGAAAAGCGCAGUCUGCAGCCUGCAUGGAGAUUUCUCUCCCAGUCACCACAGAAGAAAAUAGGGAAAACUCCUUCAGCCGUUCCCGAAGCUCCAGCGUGUCCAGUAUCGACAGGGACUCAAAGGAGGCAAUCACGGCUUUGUACUUCAUGGAGUCCUUUGCCCGAAAGAACGACUCUGCUGUCUCCCCCUGUCUCUGGGUCGGAACGGGCCUUGGUAUGGUCUUAAUCCUCUCCCUUAAUCUGCCCGCUAGUGACGAUUUACGGCAGUCAGAGCCAGUCAUGGUGUCGCCAAGUGGCACAGUUCUGACACUGAAAGGAGCCGUGCUGACCUUCGCGUGCUUGGACUGCAUGGGGACGUUGACACAUCCACCGUACGAAGUAUGGAGGGACCCACACAGUGCUGACGAUGGUGAAAAAACAAGAAAAAGGAAACUUGUCAUGCAUUCCCCUUCCUCCUCCCAGGAUAUGGGUGAUCAUCAAUUUGCAGUCAUUUGUUCAGAAAAACAAGCCAAAGUCUUCUCAUUGCCUUCCCAAACAUGUCUUUAUGUCCACAACAUCACCGAAACGUCCUUUUUAUUGCGAGCAGAUGUGGUCACCCUCUGUAACAGCGUCUGUCUGGCGUGCUUUUGUGCCAAUGGGCACAUCAUGACACUGAGCUUGCCCAGCCUUCGCCCACUGCUGGACAUCAACUAUUUGCCUGUAACAGACAUGCGGAUAGCGCGGACCUUUUGUUUCACUAACGAAGGGCAAGCUUUGUAUCUCAGCUCUCCCACAGAGAUCCAGCGCCUGACGUACAGCCAGGAGAUGUGCGACAAUCUGCAGGACAUGCUUGGGGAUUUGUUUACUCCAGUGGAAACACCAGAAGCCCAAAACAGAGGCUUUCUCAAAGGACUUUUUGGAGGAAGCGGACAAGCUUUUGACAGAGAGGAGCUUUUUGGCGAGGCCACAGCAGGAAAAGCCUCUCGCAGUCUUGCCCAGCACAUCCCUGGAUCCGGCGGAAUUGAAGGCGUGAGAGGAGCCGCAGGAGGAGUCAUUGGGGACUUGACUCGUGCACGCAUUGCCCUUGAUGAGAGAGGACAGAAACUGGGAGAGCUGGACGAAAAGACGGCGAGCAUGAUGGCCAGCGCAGAGGCGUUUUCCAAACACGCACACGAGGUGAUGCUGAAAUACAAGGACAAAAAGUGGUAUCAGUUUUAGACUUUCAAAGAAGCUGCUUGUGGCUUUAUUAAGAACACGGUUCAGGGAAGCAACAUUCAUUCCCAAAUCUACCAGUCACUGGCCAGAGACAGUUUUUUCUCCUAGAAGAUGUUUUCCUGUUACUAUUAUUGGAUUCAUCACAGUGGGAGUCAAGGAGAAAUUUUCCGGACCGUGAGAUGGAAGCUGGAGUCAUGCGGGUCUUACGCCAACAGCUGGCUCAUGCAGUAGCCGAUUUUUUUUCCAAAAGGAACUCAACCAUCACUGUGGCAUGUAGUUUUUCAGAAGCUGUAGGUAUGAACUGUGGGGAGUGCGUCUGGUUAAAAAUACUCUGUACAAACUCGAAUGUUAAUGCACUUAUAAAACUUUGCAUGACUAAUUGACAUCU